GGGGGGGGGGGGCUGUUGUGCCUGCCUGUCUAUCUGCUCCGUUUUAUCUCCCAGGCUGAGUGAUCUGCUUGGGAAAUCACUUUCCUUUCACACCCUGCCCUGGCUCAGCCAGUCUCUCGCAGACAUGCAGCUGGAGAGGAAGAUGCUGCUCUCCCUGCCCUGCUGCUGAAGAGAGUGGCGAGCUCUUAACCCUACAGGGGGGGCUCUUUGGGAAGGGAGGGGGGGUUGCCCUGUUGCGGACAAUCCCACCAUCUCCCCCCUCCCGGUCCUGCCAGCGUCCACCUGCCCCUCCCUACCACUACCACCCUCCCCCCCCCAGCGGGCUGGAGGGGCUGAUGCAGCCGAUAAGGGAAAGGAUAGUGGUUAAAGCUCGAGCUGGAUGGAUGGGUAUGGGGAGAGGGGCAGGAUCCACAGCCCUGGGAUUCUUCCAAAUCCUCCCUGUCUUUCUCUGCAUCUUCCCUGCAGCGACCUCUCAGUGCAAGAUCCUGAAGUGUAACUCUGAGUUCUGGGCGGCCACAUCUGGCUCUCACCACCUGGGCACGGAGGAGGCACCGGAGUUCUGCACGGCUCUCCGCACCUACGCCCACUGCACCCGCCGCACGGCUCGUACCUGCAGAGGGGACCUGGCCUACCACUCCGCCGUUCAUGGCAUAGAUGACCUCAUGGUCCAACACAACUGCUCCAAAGAUGGCCCCACCUCACAGCCCCGCCUCCGAACACUGCCCCCCGGGGACAGCCAGGAGCGCUCCGACAGCCCAGAGAUCUGCCACUACGAGAAGAGCUUUCACAAGCACUCAGCCCCCCCAAACUACACCCACUGCGGGCUCUUUGGGGACCCCCACCUCAGGACUUUCACAGACAGCUUCCAGACCUGCAAAGUGCAGGGGGCUUGGCCACUCAUAGACAAUAACUACCUGAAUGUCCAGGUCACCAACACUCCGGUGCUACCCGGGUCCUCAGCGACUGCAACGACCAAGCUCACCAUCAUCUUCAAGAGCUUCCAGGAGUGCGUGGACCAGAAAGUGUACCAGGCAGAGAUGGACGAGCUCCCGGCUGCCUUCGCUGACGGCUCCAAGAACGGCGGCGACAAGCAUGGCGCCAACAGCCUGAAGAUCACCGAGAAGGUGUCUGGCCAGCACAUCGAGAUCCAAGCCAAGUACAUCGGCACCACCAUUGUGGUGAGGCAGGUGGGACAUUACCUCACCUUCGCCGUGCGCAUGCCCGAGGAGGUAGUGAACGCCGUGGAGGACAGGGACAACCAGGGCCUUUACCUCUGCCUCCGGGGCUGCCCGCUUAACCAACAGAUUGACUUCCAGACCUUCCGCUCUGCUCAGGGCACGGAAGGCCGGGCUCGGAGGAAAGGGCCCAGCCUCGUCUCCUCCCCCGAGUUCUUCACCUACGAAAUGGCCAUGGCCAAGUGCCGGGAGAAGCUCCCCGUGGAGGACCUGUACUUCCAGUCCUGCGUCUUCGACCUCCUGACCACGGGGGACGUCAACUUCACUCUGGCAGCUUAUUACGCUUUCGAGGACGUGAAGAUGCUUCAUUCCAACAAGGACAAGCUGCACCUCUAUGAAAGGACACGGGAGCUGAGCCCGGGCAACACAGCCCCCUCGGGGCAUCCCCGGACCCUCCCUGCCCUCUGGGUGGCGCUGGUGUGUCUGAGUUGGCGCUGGUCAGUGUUCCUAUAGAUGUGACCUCGGUUGGGGGGGGAGGAGCGCAGCAGGAGGGGACGAUGGUCUGUGCUGGAUGAGGAGAGGUUGAACAGCCGGUCCGGCUGGGAGCUAAAGAAUCAGCCCCUGUCCUCAGAGUUAGACCCCCUGGACCGUCAUGGGCCUGCCCCAGAGAGCAGCCAGACCUCAUAUAGCCCUUCCCCAGCUCACCCUCUCCUCCUUCCCCGCCUCCCCCUACUGCUCCCUCGUGGUACUGCAAACGGUUGUGGUGACUGUGAUGUUGGCAUUUGUGAAAGUCGUUUCAUGUUAGGAGAGUUGGCUGCUGCUGCCUGGGAGGAGGGGAGAGCACCCCAGCUGGUCAGGGUGGCGUGCUGGCAAGAUGGGCCCAUGCCUAGAGACCAUCACGGGACACAGAGACAGGCUGGCCUCCGAUUUUCAGACCCACUUUGCUCGCGCAAAUGACUCCACCUGCUAAAGGGCUCACCCCCCCAACCCACCCUACGACUGUGUGUGCAAACAGCUGGUGGUACGCACCUAAGCGGGGCCCACUCACUCCUGGGGCUCAGCCAACUGCCUGUGCAAAUGCGGGUGCUAAACACCAGACAGAGGAGCUACAACGGUGCCCUCCGGGCACUGGGCACACAUCCACACAGAGAGAGCGUGCAGGGGUGGGCGGUUGGCUGGAAUGGUAUCUGUCCCUUAUUAAAGACCCUGCUCUUCCCAGCACCGAGCUCCCUGCAGGUGUUCGAGGAGCACAGUUCAUCUUUCGCUGAAGGGCACCAUUCCCGGGGGAGUGGAGGAGUCAGUCACUGAUUGCAUUUGCUGUGCUAAUCUGGGAGCUAAUAGUAUCUGGGAAAUCCCAUCCUGGCACAUUAACACUCUGAUUCACUUCAUAGCCACGAGGUUUUGAAUCCUUUGGGCCCUCCCUGCCCUGCCUCCUCCCCUCAGAGAUGCAAAGGGAGAAACCUGGCCAGUAUUCGAGUGGUUUCUGACAUUUGCCUUUGGCCUCCUCCCAGCAUUUGAAGUGCUCCUUUUGACGUGGCCCUUUGAUUCCAUUAGCUCCCAGGGGGCUCAGGCAAAGCGAGGCGGGAGGUGCCAGUGAUCUCCCAGAUUUGUACUUCAGGGUGACCAGUCAGAUCUCCUCAAGCCCCUCGCUGACAGGCUGGAGUGUCACCACCUCUAGCCCUGUCCCUCUUCAUCACACAGGAGGGCAGCUGUGGGGUUGGGGCAAAGUUCUAAGAAAGGCAGUGCCCAGGGAGUGCGGGGGGGGAGUUUUGCUUGUUUGCUACUAAGCCCCUGCUCCUCUCCGAGUGAUCUCAUUUCAGACCGGUUGCAUCUUUGUUCUUCCUGGCUCGAUUCUGAGGAGGGCACUGUUUGAAAAUCCAGACAGGGGCAGGCCCUGAGGAAUCCCAACUGUCCAAAGGCUCUGUUCCCUGGCAGUAAACAAUCAAUAAUCUCCUCUACCAGGAUGGAGUGCCCCUUCCCCUUCUCUGUGUUCUUCUGGGAUUUGCCUCAUGGUUUGCUCAGCAAAUUACAAGACCAUCUGUACCUCAGCCUGGAGCUGGGACACCUCUAGGGGAAUGCUCCAUCGUUCCCACAGCACGAAUUUCCCAGAGAUCUCCCCGGAAGUGCAGGUAGAUCACUGGGACAACCAGCAAUCGUGGAUGGUCUCUUGACGGCGCCCAGAGAGCCAGUCCAGAGAGGAAUGGGUGUGUGACGUGUUUUGCAGCGCAUACAAACUAGUUCCACAUGGCAGCCUCCUGUAAAGACUCAAAGGUGGGAGGGAUAGCUCAGUGGUUUGAGCAUUGGCCUGCUAAACCCAGGGUUGUGAGUUCAAGCCUUGAGGGGGCCAUUUAGGGAUCUGGUGCAAAAAUUGGGGAUUGGUCCUACUUUGAGGUCCCUUCGAACCCUGAUAUUCUAAGCAACUAUUCAUUGUGUCCUGCCAGCUCUAGAACUCCCAUUUGUAAAGCAGCAGAGAAAUGCAACGUGUGUCAUUGGAUGUAAUUUAUAUUGUCUCUAAUCUAUGGACCCCUGGCGUGGAUUUCGUGUGACUGUACAGAUAAAGAGAUGUCAUUGGUUUUUAGGUGUUUAACA
Dermochelys coriacea (leatherback sea turtle) is the source of this 3764-nucleotide messenger RNA. RefSeq names its product repulsive guidance molecule BMP co-receptor a (gene RGMA). Bases 336 to 1688 code for a protein of 450 amino acids. The transcript is spliced from 4 exons. Gene Ontology annotation, biological process: BMP signaling pathway. The record is from RefSeq and is a predicted model, not a curated record. Gene Ontology annotation, cellular component: plasma membrane. Gene Ontology annotation, molecular function: coreceptor activity. NCBI's taxonomy places the organism in Eukaryota, Metazoa, Chordata, Testudines, Dermochelyidae.